AUGGAACGUUCUGAGAAGAGCCGAGGGCAGCGACGAUGUCCCAUGGCAUUAUGGUUCGAAUGGAGGCUGCGGGCAUCGCGACAAAAUGUGAGCGCCCCAAACGGAAACCGCGCCGUUUUCACGGGUCGUCUUUUGACCAGCCGUUCAAACAAUGCCGAGGUUGUUUGAGACUUAUUCGCUUGAGAGCGCAGAUUUCAAAUGUUGUUUUUGCCAUUUCCUCCCCCUUUUUUUGCCCUGAUUAUCGAAAAAGACUAAAAAACAAAUUUUCAACUACCUGAGCUUCUUUUCUUAUAAUAAAUUUCACAAUUUUUGUUUCUCUUGAUAGCUACUCUAAACUGGAGCGCCUUGAGGCGUGCCUGAAAGUUUCCCUGUCGUCAUAUUUCGACUUUUUCUCCCAGUCGGACAGUGAAAAUUUGCAUGCUGCAGAGAAAUUACCCAGCGCGCCUUAAGGCGCCGCAUUUUAAAAAUAUAAGGGUACAACAAUUACUUUUACUUGCUUUUAUCAAUUUUAAAGUGUUCCAACCCAAAUAUUAGAAAGUUUUGCUAGUUUUCCCGUCGAAAACAUUUUCCAAAAUAUCCAAAGUUCAGAGUGGAGCGACCUUCUUAGUCAUCAACUAUUUCGCUUUUGAAUUCAUUCUUUUUAUCCGCGUGUCAUAUGAAGCAUUUUACCAGAAAACAUAGUUUUUUUUCCUUUUUGUUUACAAGUCGACCAAAAAAAUAUUUUCCUUCUAGAGUUUUCCAGCCUUCGGUGUGCGUGAGCGCGUCGUAUAUUGAUUUGAUUUGUCUCUGUGAAGCAUCACUUUUUUCUCAGGCGGGGCACGACAAAAUGGAUUAUCGACAGGACGACGUUUCGAAUAUAUAUGAAAGAGAUCGACUCGAGGAAGUUUGGUAUACUGCAAGGGCGGAAGAAGAUCUGGCUUUCGCCGAAGAGGCGAAGUGCGAACGAUGGCUCAUGAUCGCUGACGACAAGUACAGAGAGAAGCCUUCGUUGCGCCAGAAGUUGAUAGUUCUUCGCUUGGAAAAAGAACUCGCUGUUCGCGGCAAGAAACUGGAAGCUCUGGAAAGGAUCACCGAGGAUGCUUACCGAGCGUACGAGUCUUUGAUGAUCAGAUAUCCAGUUUAUUUCGUGGUCAGUUUGAUAGCAACUUGAAAGACUUUUAUAUUAUGGUUGCAGAAGAAGCAAUAUCAGAAAUACAUAACUGAAGAAAAAGAAGAAGAUUCAUCCGAGGAAGAUGAACCGAACGGGCCAGAAGAGCCGGAGGGGUCGCAAGAGCCCGAGGAGUCGGACGUCCAGGAAGAAGACGAACAUUUCGAAAACGACAAUGAUGAGGGUUGGGAGGAUAUGGAAGCCGCACCUGCCGCCUGAAGGUACACUUGAGUCUUCUCCACUCCAAAAAAUUGAAACCCUCAAAAUUAUAUUUUUCUCUAUCACUGAAUUUUGAGCGUUCAUAGUUUGAAAAUCGCGAUCUAAAUCAAUAUCGCAAAAAAAAGACAAAAACCAGAGUAGGAUCUCAUAACUCUUCUUAGCAAAAAGUCAGUUUUUAACCAGAAAGUCAGCAUUUGAAAAGAUUUUUUAUCGAAUAUCAGACCAACUUUGAUAAUUUUCCCAGAAUUACGCGCAAAUUCAUCGUCGUCGUCCUUUUCGAAAAUUCUUCAUAUUUCGAAACGGCGUUUGAAAAAAAGAAAUUUUUGCACUCAGCGAAUAUUUUUUUUGCAAAAUUUUUGAGUACGCCGCCUUAUCGAACAAAGUGAAAAUACCAACUUUUGGGACCAUGGGUUUAACAAGUUUUCCUUACUAGGGAACGUUUUUUAGCCCCUUGGUGAAAAUUUGAUGAAACUUGCUGAAUUGUACUUCUGGACCAGCUGAAAAAGGAAAAAUAGCGCUUUUUAUUGUAAUCUGCGUAUUUUGGAGACUUUGAAGCAUCUUAUCUUAAAAACAAAAUCUCUUGCGAGAAUUUUUUUUUCUUGUUUUGCGAUAUAAAGGUUCUAGAGUACCCGUCAGAAAAAUUUUACCAAAAGUUCAACCGGGGCGUAAAAAACUGUUUCUAGUCAGUUAACAUUGAGGUUUAGCAAAAAGCCUGUUUUUUCUUCAAAUAAUUUUUGCAGGAAACACCGAAGCACCACUCCGAUAAUGAAAUAGAGCUGCGCCAAUUUUUAUUUUAUUCUUACAAGUCUCAGUCGUAAUGAGACUAGUUCCAUUGUCGUUCCUUGUGUUCCUUGGAUGUGUCUUAAAUGUUUUUUUUUCAAUCCCUGUAGGACAGCUGUAUAUCUUCUAGCCUGUUAUUUUUUUUCAGUUCAAUUUCAAUGUUGAUUGUUCUUAAAAAUUCACAUAUUAUCCAUUUGAAAUUUAUUCAACUGCUAUUUACCCCUCAGUACAAUUGAACAAGUUUUCGCCUGUUUUUUUGGUUGUUUACCUCCCAAGUGUAUUUGGUGUAUGUUAAUAAAAAAUUCACUUUUUAGUCCUUUAAGGUUUUCCGCCAAACGUUCCACACGUUUUAAUAUUUCAAACUUUGCUUUUAAAUAACACUACAGUUUUAUAGACUCAUUAUUUUAGCUUUCGACAUGAAUGACGCUUUUGACGCAGCUCGGAGACUGGGCGAUUUUUUCGCUCAUGCAACUCGAACUAUCGACCACGCGAUGAAUGUCAACCGAAGAAUCACCAACUUUUUGGCUGAACAAGAACAUCUAGCUGAACCCCGCGUGAGACGUCGAAUGACCCUCAUUCGCAUACAACAACUUCGCGCUAGCCACAUGAAUCUGAUCGACGAAAUCAGACGCGUCGUUGAAAUAACCCAGUGGCAAUACUUCCACUUUAUCCAUCAUCGUGUAAGUUUCAAAUUUUUAUUUUUAUUAAAACUUUCCUAAUUAAGUUCGAUGGAGUUAUGAUGGACGAGUCGGACGAGGGUUACGUGAGCACCGGAGAAGCGCCAGGGGAGGACGAGGUUGACUUUUAA
Messenger RNA from Caenorhabditis auriculariae, 2954 nucleotides. Lineage: Eukaryota; Metazoa; Nematoda; Chromadorea; Rhabditida; Rhabditidae. The record is from the annotation of a GenBank genome assembly.